AUGGAAGAGACUAUUGCUCUGUGGCGAGAGUUGUCCGAGUUGCUUGCCAAGGGAGGAUUUGAAUUGCGCAAGUGGACGUCUAACUUGCUUGGUGUGCUUUCCGGUCUGAGUGCUGACCAUAUUGGCACGCAAUCAUCAUUACAUUUCGUACCCAAUGAAACAGUCAAGGCGCUUGGCAUCUCGUGGAAGCCCGAAACCGAUGAGCUAUGCUUCGAUUCGAAUGUCGACAUCGAUGACACCUCUUCAACUAUGCGAUCGAUCUUAUCCAACAUUGCAAAAAUGUACGACCCACUCGGACUGAUCGCACCGAUACUUGUUCGAGCAAAAAUGUUGAUGCAGGAGCUAUGGUUGCUGAAAUCCGGCUGGGACGAACCUGUACCGCAACAAAUCUACAAAAAAUGGAAAGCAAUUCAAGGUGAUUGGCAAGCUUUAGCUGAAUAUAAAACUAAUCGCUAUGCACUUUUACCACAUUCAAAGGUAGAAUUUCACACUUUCACUGAUGCCUCCGAAGCUGCCUACGGAGCAUGCACCUACCUACGCUGCGAGACCGCGAAGGGAGAAGUGCAAAUCAGCCUGCUAGCGUCGAAGUCUCGCGUUGCACCUUUGAAGCGCGUCACACUGCCGAGACUGGAACUUAGUGCAGCUGUCUUGGGAGCGCACCUUCACCAUCGCGUCAAGAAUGCAAUGCAGAUUGCUUCUGCCGAAUCCAUCUUUUGGUCCGAUUCAACUGUAACCCUGAAAUUAAUUGCUUCACCACCCAACACUUGGAAGACGUUUGUAGCAAAUCGAGUUGCGGAAGUGCAACAUUUUUCGCAUGCACGGCAAUGGCGGCACGUUCCGGGUACUUGCAACCCUGCUGAUCUGGUCUCCCGAGGCAUGUCCGCAACACACUUCAAGCAAAGCACGCUUUGGAAAUCCGGCCCAGACUGGCUAGCGCAUCCUUCAUCAUCCUGGCCCAGCUCAAACCCGGAACCGGUAGACGAUUUGGACUUAGAAACACGUCAGGGAGGAGAUGCCCAAGAUGAGUUUGAGAGCUUUGUCUUGCACCAGAUCGAACAGCUACCAGUACGAGCAGAAAACAUCGCGCACGAGACACGCAAAGAUCCUAACCUCGGGAAAACCGUACAGGAGCUCGAAAUGGGCCGAAGUCUUGCACACGCUGGAUACAAAGCACCAGAAGCAAAGUACACAUUGGCAGCUGGCUUCCUGCUAUUUGAACACCGGGUGGUUAUCCCAACAAUCCUCCGCCCAGCGAUCCUAAACGACCUACAUACUGGGCACAUUGGUAUCGUAAAAAUGAAAUCGAUGGCACGUUCCUAUGUCUACUGGCCAGGGAUAGAUAUGGAAAUCGAGCGAACCGCCAAAUCGUGUGUACAAUGCGCACAACAAGCGACAGCACCACCGAAGUUCAGUAGUCACCAUUGGGAGUACCCAUCCAACCCUUGGGAGAGAAUACACAUCGACUACGCUGGACCCGUAUCAGGAGCGCUGUUAUUGCUGGUGGUUGACGCGUACAGCAAGUGGGCCGAAGUAAAAAUAACGCACUCCACAACAUCUGCCGCCACCAUUGAUCUGCUAGAUGGACUGUUUGCUACGUAUGGUGCGCCAGUAACAGUAGUGUCGGAUAACGGAACCCAAUUUACAUCCGCCGAGUUUAAAUCGUUCCUUCAAAGAAGUGGUGUAAAAUUCCAUAAACUAUCCGCACCGUACCACCCGGCGACGAAUGGACAAGCUGAACGCUACGUGCAGACAGUGAAGCGUGCAUUGAAAGCGAUGGGAACAUCAAGCCAUAACCUACAGGUAGAGAAAAUCAACACAGGCACUACUACGGCAACACCCAACCGACACAACUACGAUCCAGCGGAGAAGAUUCCCCAGACAUGUCCACAGAUGGAACCGAGUCAUCCAGUACAGAGUACGCAACACCGAUUAGCAGCCCCGAAGCAAUUGCUAGAAACACUCCACCAGUACUACGUCGCAGCGACAGAGCACGCCGCCCACCUCUGA
Messenger RNA from Anopheles merus, 2007 nucleotides. RefSeq lists its product as uncharacterized. Lineage: Eukaryota; Metazoa; Arthropoda; Insecta; Diptera; Culicidae. Bases 1 to 2007 code for a protein of 668 amino acids. Gene Ontology annotation, biological process: DNA integration. The transcript is spliced from 3 exons. The record is from RefSeq and is a predicted model, not a curated record. Gene Ontology annotation, molecular function: nucleic acid binding.